Messenger RNA from Scophthalmus maximus (turbot), 1739 nucleotides. RefSeq names its product cytochrome b-c1 complex subunit 2, mitochondrial. The coding region runs from base 91 to 1470 and encodes 459 amino acids. The record is from RefSeq and is a predicted model, not a curated record. Gene Ontology annotation, molecular function: metal ion binding. Lineage: Eukaryota; Metazoa; Chordata; Actinopteri; Pleuronectiformes; Scophthalmidae. The transcript has 14 exons. Gene Ontology annotation, cellular component: mitochondrion.
AUCACUCGCCGCGGCGCAGUGGAUUAUGGGUAAUACGUCAGACCGCCGCCAUAUUUGUCUGCAGCGGUUUGAAGGAGAGAGUCUGGAGUCAUGAGAGGAAUCCGCUCUCUGAACACUCUUCCCAAACGUUGCUAUGCAGCUGCCAGGAGGAGUGAAGCUCUGACUGAAUCCCUCUCAGGUCUGAAACCCUUCACAGCAGCAUCUCACCCUCCUCAAAAUGUCCAGGUGUCCAAGCUCCCAAACGGUCUGGUGAUAGCAUCACUGGAGAACUACUCCCCCUUGUGCAGCGUGGGUCUGUUUGUGAAAGCUGGGAGUCGCUAUGAGACUGUGGAAAACCAGGGUGUGUCUCAUGUGCUACGACUGGCAGCCAACCUGACCACCAAGGGUGCAUCCGCCUUCAAGAUCUGUCGAGGUGUGGAAGCACUGGGGGGCAGCCUGAGUGUGACUUCAUCACGGGAGACCAUGGUCUAUACUGCAGACUGUUUAAGGGAUCACCUAGAUUCAUUAUUGGAGUAUCUGGUCAGUGUGACCACAGCUCAGGAGUUUCGGCCAUGGGAGGUAGAAGAACUGACAUCCAGGGUUAAGAUUGACAAGGCUCUGGCUCAGCAGUGUCCUCAGAUAGGUGUAAUUGAGAAGUUGCACGAAGCAGCGUAUAAAAACGCCCUGUCCAACUCUCUGUACUGCCCUGAAUACAUGGUCGGGCGUGUCUCCCCUAAACAGCUGCAGUCAUUUGUCGAAGACCAUUUCACCACUAGCAAAAUGGCUCUUGUAGGACUAGGUGUGAAGCACUCUGUCCUGAGGCAGGUGGGCGAGGGGCUCCUGAGUAUCCGCAGCGGGCCCGGAGCACCUGUGGCUAAAUCUGUGUACCGCGGAGGUGAACUACGAGUGCAGAACAAUGACGACCUAGUCCACGCACUGAUUGCCAGCGAGGGGGGUGUGGCAGGUAGUGCAGAGGCUAAUGCCUUCACCGUGCUGCAAAGGAUCUUGGGAGCUGGUCCACAUGUAAAGAGGGGGUCCAACAUCACUAGUCAGCUGAGUCAGGGCAUUGCCAAAGCUACCACACAGCCCUUUGAUGCCACAGCCUUCAAUGCCUCAUACUCUGACUCUGGCCUGUUCGGUGUCUAUACCAUUUCACAAGCUGAUUCUGCAGGAGAGGUCAUCAACGCUGCCAUUGCUCAAGUGAGGGGUGUGGCUGAGGGAAAUGUGUCAGAUGCUGACGUCACCAGAGCAAAAAACCAGGUGAAAGCAGAUUACAUGAUGUCAAUAGAGAGCUCUGAGGGUCUGAUGGAGGAGAUCGGUGCUCAGGUUCUGACCGCUGCAGCGUACCAGCUCCCUGACACUGUUCUCCAGGCCAUAGACACUGUCACCCAGGACGAUGUUGUCGAGGCUGCCAAAAAAUUUGUGGAUUGCAAGAAGACUAUGGCAGCAAGUGGACACCUUGUCAAUACACCAUUUGUGGAUGAAGUAUGAAAAAAUGUUCAAGAACUUAGAUUUUUAACUUGGCCAUGCUAAGCUGCUAGCGUAGCUGUAUGCCAGGCUGCCUAAAAAGGAAAGAGGACCUCAAAGCUACAGCCUCCUGCAACAAUUCACUUGAUGUAACCAAUCAUUUGUAUUCUGUCCUGCAGAAUGUGAGCUUGAACAGCGAGCCAGAAAAUCACAAUGCAAUUUUUCUGUGGGUUUUUCUUUUCAGGAAAUUUAACUGUAUAUCUGUGUAAAUUAAAGACAUGAAAAUAAUGACA